CAGUGGGGCGACAACAUGUACUUCUGAAUCACGCAUGUAUCUCUCAGUCCCUUUCGCUAUGUUACACUUUUGUUCAUUUUCUAAACUCGAUGUCUAUUUCGGAGAAUUGAGUGACAUCACCGCAUUACGCCAUGCCCCGCACGUACCCAGCAAUCCCUGGAGAGGAAUACCGCAAUCAUCCGUUCAGCGACCUUCCCCGCCAGAUUAUCGGACAUGCACCCACCAGAUCAUCUGAGGAUUCGGGCUCCAGCGCUGCAGAUAGGCUGCAAUGGCGAAAUCAUCCAGCUCUUAUCUCCCCGGGUUUGGAAUCGCUGGAUAGAAAUCCCUUCGACGCACUUUCCUCGGGCCGGAGUGGGUAUGGCAAUGGCAAUGGCAAUGGCAUAGUAGCAGAUAAUGCCUCAGAAGAAAAAUAUGGGGGGCUAGAGGAUGAAAGUCCACGAGGUGGUACGAGUUCCGCGGAUCAGGAGGAGAGAGCUAGGAAGAUGACGAAGUUAAGUUGGAGGGAGCGGAUACGGCAUUUUACUUGGACGUGGUUCUGCAUGACUAUGGCCACUGGUGGAAUUGCCAAUGUGCUUUAUACAGUGCCGUUCCGAUUCAGCGGCCUUUACGCCCUCGGGUGCAUCUUUUUCAUUCUCAACAUGGCUCUUUUUAUUUUCAACGUCGUUAUGAUAUCCUGGCGAUUCUACAUUUACCCGAGGACAUUCAAAGCUUCGUUUCUACAUCCUACGGAGAGCCUGUUCAUACCGGCUGCUAUCGUGAGUUUUGGUAUCAUCUUGAUUAAUAUCAGUCAGUAUGGGGUCGGCAUGGCUGGCGUAGGGCAAUGGUUAGAGCGCUGUAUGAUAGUGCUCUUUUGGCUGGACUGUGGGCUUGCGGUCACGUUCUCUAUUGGCAUAUAUCUCGUCAUGUGGUCGACAACAACCUUCACAAUCUCCCAGAUGACCCCUAUCUGGAUUUUUCCAGCUUAUCCUCUAUUAAUCAUUGGACCUCAUGCUGGAAACCUGGCACCAAAGGUCUCUGACCCCGAAACUGCGCUCACUAUCAUCAUGACUGGCUAUGUCAUCCAAGGCAUCGGCUUCCUUGUCUCGCUCAUGAUCUACGCCGCCUUCAUAUACCGCCUCAUGACGCAGAAGCUUCCCAAGGAAUCAGUUCGACCAGGCAUGUUUGUCUCUGUCGGUCCGUCAGGUUUUACCAUCUCCGGCAUCGUCACCAUGGGCCAGCAACUACCUAAAGUGGUACCAAGCAACUUCAUGGGCGAUGGAAUGGGCGAGCUCGCCGGUAAAGUCGGCAUGAUUUGUGCAAAUUUCGUUGGCCUUUGGCUGUGGGGCCUCGCACUCUGGUUCUUCUUCGUCAGCGUUGGUGCCCACUGGUCGUGUGCCGGACGAGGGAAAAUGGAUUUCGCAAUGACAUGGUACUCGUUUAUUUUCCCAAAUACCGCUUUGACGACUGCUACAUUUGCUAUCGCUCGUGCUCUGAAUGGGAAUAGGCCGAUUCAGUACAUUGGCUGCGCGAUGACAAUUGCGCUUGUCAUGAUGUGGCUAUAUGUCGUUGCCAUGAAUAUCAGGGCAGUUGUUAUUCGGCAGAUACUCUGGCCUGAGAAGCAAGAGGAUAGGACGGAAGGUGGGUGGAAACAGCAGAGUGCUGACGAGCAGAAGCGGAGACAAAGGGAAAGAGAGAUGGGUGAUGGUGGAGAGACUGCGAGGGCGAGGACUUGGAGUAUUGCCAGGACUUUUAGUCGGAGAGAACGAGUUGGUGGGGAAGGAUCAGAGCGAAGGACUAGCAUGAACAUGGUGAGAAGAUCGGAGCCUGAGAGAAAAAUCUCUACUUAACGGCUGUUCGGGGUCUGAUACUAUACGCCAAAGUCGCCACCAACUAUAGACCUAUGAUUGUUGAAUGUUAUGAAGCAUAGCAAUACAUUGAUAAUCACAUCUUGUGUCUGUUCGCCAG
Messenger RNA from Cucurbitaria berberidis CBS 394.84, 1944 nucleotides. RefSeq lists its product as uncharacterized. Gene Ontology annotation, molecular function: malate transmembrane transporter activity. The transcript is spliced from 3 exons. Lineage: Eukaryota; Fungi; Ascomycota; Dothideomycetes; Pleosporales; Cucurbitariaceae. Bases 132 to 1826 code for a protein of 564 amino acids. Gene Ontology annotation, biological process: malate transmembrane transport. Gene Ontology annotation, cellular component: membrane. The record is from RefSeq and is a predicted model, not a curated record.